AUGGCCAAUCCCAUCUUGAAAGACCAUGUUGCGAUUGCUGCUGCCCCUACACAGUUGCCAAUGGAGUCUGAGAAGGCUCAAUCUGGCUUGCAUGUUGCACACAGCCGUAUUGUGUUGACACCGCAUCCUUCGGAUGACCCCAGAGAUCCCCUGAAUAGGCAGAGUGCUCGCCGCCCUCUGCCUGGCCUGCUUCUGCGGCUUCACCAGCGUCUCACAUCACAGCUCGAGAUUGGCCCGCUCUCGACUCUCUAUCAUCAGCCUCCGACGGCCAUUGCCUACCAGAACUCAUCAGCCAAUGCCGGCAUAAUAACUGGCGGCAUAUUCUUCUAUGUGCUGUCCUUCAUCAUCGGCCGCCCUUUCAUCUUCUUCUGGCCGCUUAUCGGCCUCAUGGGCUCCGACUUGUGGUCGUCUUACAUGACAAAAGCCGAUCAACUCGACAUCUUCAUCGUGUCGCGCGGCUUUGCUGGCUUCUUCGGCAACGCCGUGGGAGUUCUUGGUCCGCACAUGCUCAUUGACAUGCUCAUCCUACACCAGCGUGGCCGUGCAUUCACCAUCUUUCACGUCUACUUCGACUUUGGCACCUCUGCUAGCCCCUGUCUCUGUUCUUUUGUCGGCUUCGCGGCCCUUCUCGUCUUUCUGUUCGUCGAGGCCACAACUUGGGAUCGCAUUCCUGGAGCAACUAAUGACUCGCUGCCCGAGGGCUUCAUCGCCAUUCGCAUCGCGACUUUCUUGCCCGGCGCCCGCAUCGCCCCCCGCAAAUCUGUCGGUGAACUGGUCCGGAUUGCUAGCGUACCCUUUAAGAUCGCCCCGACGCCAUUCAGCUUGAUGCUCGGCAUAUUCACUUUAUUCAGCGGGCUCUUUGUCUUCAAGUCCGCCAACUUGAACCGUUCGGCCUUAUUCCGACUGAGGAGGAUCUGA
Trichoderma gamsii is the source of this 918-nucleotide messenger RNA. RefSeq lists its product as hypothetical. The transcript has 4 exons. The record is from RefSeq and is a predicted model, not a curated record. NCBI's taxonomy places the organism in Eukaryota, Fungi, Ascomycota, Sordariomycetes, Hypocreales, Hypocreaceae. Bases 1 to 918 code for a protein of 305 amino acids.